Messenger RNA from Triticum aestivum (bread wheat), 1129 nucleotides. RefSeq lists its product as uncharacterized. Bases 130 to 669 code for a protein of 179 amino acids. NCBI's taxonomy places the organism in Eukaryota, Viridiplantae, Streptophyta, Magnoliopsida, Poales, Poaceae. The transcript is spliced from 5 exons. The record is from RefSeq and is a predicted model, not a curated record.
CGAUAGGUAGGCACACCCCACACGUCGUUGCUGCCUACCUUCGUUCUAUCGUGUGAUCCCUGAUCCGGAUUCAUCUAGUUCAUCUCCGUCCUCCACACUCGGUCGCCUCAACUGCGCCCCGUGAUCCCGAUGUCGAGGACUUCCCCAUCUCUCCAGCACCUCCCUUCCCACCCAGACCAAUCUAGGAUACGCCCUCCGCGGCAUCGAAGGAGCGUGACAAUGUCGACCGCCGCGGCGAUGCAAGUCGGCGAGGCGGCGACUUGCCGGACCAGAUGUUGCGGAACCUUCUCGAGCAGGAGAGUCUUCAUCGGAGGCAAGACCACAUCCAGCUCGUUCAACUCCAUCCUCGUAGCCGCCGUCCACUUGUUCGUGCUUUGUCCACUGAUUCCGCCUGUACCACAUCCUCGCCAAGGACUCCAACCUCAAUGCCCAUGGUAUGCAGUACUACUUUCUGAUUUGUGGUUGGUUGAUGGAACCUGUAUAUUCCAAUCCUUUGGAAUAGAGAUUCUACUUGUGCUUAGUAAUAUGGUGGAUUUCAUCUUAUACCUGAAGGACAAUUUUUUUUACAUAUUCAGCUUUGGGAGAAAGUUCAGGGCAUAUAUAGCAGGCUACUUCUGUAGGAGAGCUGAAUUCUAUGGUUGGGACUGUAAAAAGGUGUUCAAAUUAUGAUAUAUCAAAGCCCUUCACAGAUGAUGAUGUAUGUUGGAUGAUGGAAUGAUUAUUCUGUUCCGGUCCUUGCUUUGACUUGGUUGUUCAGAGAAGUAAAACUUCAACUAACAUGUUUAGUGAAGCAACAUAUUGUAUCUGAAGUGAAACUUUCUCUUUGAUAUGGAAAUGUGAGCAUCAAACUAACAUCCAUCUAAGAUAAGAUUGCCAAGAUAUAUUGAUGAUCCAUGGCUCAGAAGUUGACUGCAAGAUCGAGAAGGUGGCUACUACUAGAUAGUUUUAGAUUAGGUUAUUAGAAUGUCAUUCAGGUCAAUGUUUCAAACGUUAUGUUUUAGAUGGCUGACAUGUUGAUUGCAAGGUUGAGAAUCAGACUACUACUAGAUAGUUUCACAUACUAUAAUCUUUGUAUCACGUUCUUUGUAAAGCAACCAAGUUGAUUUAAUAUAUGUGACCUUUCUAAUUA